GGGUCUCUUUUUUUGCUGUUGCAGAUGCGCGGGCCAUUGUGGCGCCCGAAGCCAACCCUUUGACAAAAAGCACGAUCACUGUAGGAAGAUUAUGCUUAGCAUAGUGUUGAUCGGUGUCGCCACUAUUAUUCUAUUCGGCGUGGUGUGCGCCUUCGUGACGAACGAGUAUAUGCAGGAAGGAACCAAAGAACUUCCGUGCAAAGCCAAGACUAGUCUGAAGGAUGUCAAGCUCUACUUGACUACCACGAAGCAAGAGAUCGACAAUUUGCUCAAGACUAAUCCCGAGGAGCUGGAGGUUACGCUCAACAAUAUCCUGCAGGCUAGCGGCAAAAUCGUCACGGAACAACUGGCGGAAUACUCGCACGCUGUCUCUUUGACAAAUCUGAAUGACAUCGUUGUUGGCUUGGAGUCAAUCAGGGAGGAUCUGAGAUUGAUGAAUAAAAUAACGCAGGAAUUGCGGAUAAACGCCAGUCAAUUGGACAUUGUUGUGCGUGGCGUCAAGAAAAACCUUCUUCAUACGCUGGCUGCAUGUACGACUGACAAGUGCCAACGGGUUUUGCACGACUACAAAGUGAAUCAGAUGUCGGUACAAGUGGACUUCGAUAAAUACUUGGACCGUUACUUCCCAAAGCUUCUAGCAUCUCUACCGGACGUUACAUUCGCGUUACAUAACAUCACCAUACUCAUGGAGAGUAAUAUAGUGUCGGAAGUGAGCCAGGGCAGAGAUUCGUUUCUGAAGAUUCAGAAGGAUAUACAGCACGCCGUUAAUCAGACUAUCCCUGUGGUCAGCGCGAGCAUCCGACGAGCCUGUAACUUCUUGGCGAGCAUUGCCAAUAAUAUGACUGCCCUCAUCGACAGGAUAAAUAUUGACAUAGAUAAAGUGUAUAUGCGACAUUUAGAUGUCGCCCAGAACAAUAUAAAUCAGUAUUCGCCCUAUAGAUACUACCUUGGUCUUGGUAUAUCCGGUAUUCUUCUGACUGUCUUGAUGUGUUUAACGUGUGGCCUUCUCUGCGGCAUUUGCGGAAAGCGUCCGGACGGAUACGGAGAUGAUUGCUGUAAUAAGGGGUCAGGUGCACGGUUUCUUAUGAUGGCCGUAUGGAUUAUCUUUAUUUUAACGAGCGUAUUGAUGGUUAUAACCGUUGUUCAUAUGAUAACAGGCGUUAUGGCCCAACGUGGUAUCUGCGAGCCUUUAAAGAAUCCAAAAGACAACAGGAUGUUCGAACUGGUCGACGAGCUCGUGCAGAUCAAGAGAAUACUUUAUCCAAAAAAUCCUAAUGCGAACAUUAAUAUGAGUUACAUUGUGACCAAAUGCCACGAGAACGAGACGCUUUAUAAUGUGCUGAAUCUGAAAAAUGUGUUCGACGUUGAGAGUCUGCGCGAUUACGGCGGACGUUACGACAUCAAUGAUACCAUCCAACAGCUGCGACGGAAGAUCAGUCUCUCUCCCGGUGUGGUGAUCCUAAAGGAUAGCGCGAGAUCCAAGCUGAACGAUCUAGCGCAGAGCGGUCUCAGCGAUAUUAAGUUCUAUCAGUAUGCCGAGCUGCUCGCCGAGAAUAUCACGAACAUUAACUUGGAACAUCUUGCCAAACAGUUAAGGGAGGUUUCCGCUAAAUUACCGGACGGACAAGAGGAAAUCAGGCUCAGCCUCGAAAAGAAUGCACAUGACUUGGAACAUUAUCACAGAGACUUGGUCAUGCCCAUGGCCACGCUCAGCGAGCAAUUGAGUGCGAACGCACUGGCGCUUCAGGAAAACAUUAAGUUCAAUCAUAGCUCGAUGGCGGAUGCCAUUCAUGAUUUAGUGGAUGAAGUUACCAAGGCGCAGCAAUUUCUAAAUAAGGACGGACCAGAAUAUGUUCAAUAUCUCGCCACUAAAUUUGGCAAUGCGUUUUUACAUCAAGUGGACAAUUUCCUCGAGCACGUCAUUGAAUCUGCAAUUUUCAAAAUCGGAAGAUGUGCGCCCGUGUCGAACGCUUAUAACGCAACGCUCGUGGCCGGAUGUAAUAAGAUCUUGGAUCCAUUCAACGGCUUCUGGAUAAGCGUCGGUUGGUGCUUGAUCCUAUUCAUACCAACGAUAGUGCUCUGUGUGAAGCUGAGCGCUCUGUAUCAAAAGUCAGAUCCAUAUCCGGGACCUCUUGUCGAAGCCGUCCACGACAAGAAGCACGUCUCCCAUGGCAGACAUCAUCACCCCGCGGCGUACGUCGAGAGCUACGACGGGCCGGCGAUGGGUUACGGCGAGCGCGAGAGGAUCCCCGAUGCCCAUCAAAGCACGUCACACCACGAUUCGCGAUAUUCCGACCUGGCGCCCAAAAAUUGGGACUUCCCCAACGGUGGUCCGCCAAGGUAUCAACCAGCUGCCGGGGCUCCGCCUCCUUUAAGCACUGAAUACGAACGACCGCCACCCUAUUACUAUCCUGGGCCAGGGGAUAGAAAUUAGGAAACAAGUGCCGUGGCAUGCACAAAAGCAGCGUUGAACAGUGUGGCGACGCACAGCCUCACGCGCAGCUACAAGCGAAAGAAGAGAGAGAAAUCCGGAUGUAAGAGGGACUACGUAUAAUACGUCGCGUUUGUUCCUGGGCGUGCCACGGAUUGUGCGAACAACACCAAGACCAAGUUUAAUACAGACUGAGACUAGGCCAAUGAUCUUUUCCUCCUUUUGCGGGACGCAAGUAACGGUGUAAUCGACGUAAAUGCGAUGCAAAUUCCUCUUUUUCGUUUAAGCAUCGCUUUAAGAAUUAAUACUCGUGCGUUUCCCCAUACCGUGGAAGGAAACCAAGGUUCUCAAUUGAACGCGGACUUCGGGAAAUGCGAAGGUCUCGCCGCGUUUCUCCCUUUCAACACAAAAGACAAUGUCCGGAUGUAUGUAGUACAGUGUGGCUCACUCGACAUCCGCUUUCGGAUACUAUUCGGAAUAUGGAUAUUGAAAUACUUGUAUAUUUUAUGCCUCUUGUCAGUCAGAGUAACGUAUAGAACGAAAGGUCGAUCGAGCAUGAGAUUCAAAGGAGUCAAAGGAGAACAGAAUCGGAAGAUAAUGAAAGAGACUUCCCUUUAACGAUACGGUAAAGACUGUCCUGUGAAGAACUACGAUCUACUGAUCGAAUUGUCUAGCACAAAUUAUUAAUGCUGCCAAUUCUCCAACGCGUCGUUUUCCUUAUGAGGAGUAUCCUCUCUACCUUGACACCGGACUGCCGAUCCACUUUGAGCCACCGAGCAAAACGCCAUAUAAAAAAUGCCAAACAUGUCGACACAUGUGCGAUUAUUUACAUAUAUCAUUAUUGCGCUACGAGUGUCGCGUGGUUCAUCAUUUCGGAUCUCGCUUGUCUCUGUAGUUGAGGAGGGAAGAACAUUCUGAUAUUAGAUAUUGCCCCAAAGGCAAAGGAAGAGAGAAAGAAUUUUCGAGCGGAGCAACUACUCCAAUUAUAAAUACUCUGUGUACAUGGAUUUUUAAGUAGCCGUUUUCUUAUUACUCUACCUUACUGUGUAACUUUCUAUCGAUAAACUGAGGGCGAUUCUUACGCCGCGUAGAUCGCGGCUGAUACGUUCGUUUAAUCGGAUCUACGCGCUGUAUGGAUCCUUCGAAUGUAUGUAUUAUUGCAGCAUCCGCCGUCCCUCUCUCCAAUUCGAGUACAGUAAUUUAAUGGGCACGCAAAUGCAAAUGUUUCUCGUUCGUGCAUGUUGGUUCAACUCGUAUAUAACGAAUUUAAGAAUCUGCAUGGUGCACUAUUGUUAUAGAUAUCGUAAACCAACCGAGGAUUAAUUGAAUUGUAGAAUUUCUGUUUUUCAUCUAAUUGAUAAUGCAUCCCUUACAUCGCUAAUUCUUAAUGGCAUUAUGCGUAGAUCCAUCACGUCCACUAAGUCUGAAAACUUUGCGGAUUGAGAGAAUUAUGGAAAAAGAUACGGCACAUAAAUCAAUUGCUUCCUGUCGCAACACACAUAUGUAUCAUUUCCGAAGAAGAAAUUAGUGUGCUUAGUUAGAGGACUUGUGUGUCAUUUAAUGUAAAUUUGCAUUCGACUGCCAAAAAAAAGAAUCAUAAACGUUGCACAAAAGUAUUGUUGUAACUGGAAGACGAGGGAUAUUAUGAAGGAUGUUGCGAAAUGAUGAGUAGAAACGGAUCGACACCGAGACGCUCUGGCAACCGCUCUCGUACAUGUGUAGAGCGAAAGGUGAUAUUAGUAUUCAACUGGAUUGAAUUCACGUUUUACUACGAAAACUGAUUCUUAUACUUAUUCGUGAAUGAAUGAAACGUCGACAUUUGUAUGAUAUAUAAAGUCUCUUUCUCGAAUGCAUGUAUCGUCAGAAAUCGAGUUCACCGAAAUCACAUCGGUUUUAAAAGUUCUCGGCACAAAGUUCUCAGAAACUCGAGAGAGAUAUUAAAAGCAAAACUCACGUUCCGUAAUCUCUUUAACAGAGAACACGUUUUUGUGAUACAAAUUUCUUACGGAUUUUGUUGAAAUUCUCACGCACACUGAGUGAAUUUCCUUUUAAUGCCUCCUAUGUUACAUGAUAAGAUAAUGCCAACCGUCUUGAGAGAGAGAGAGAGAGAGAGAGAGAGAGAGAAAGAGCGUCGAGCCUGAUCGGAUAUUGGCAAUCGGAAUUGCCAAAAAGUUAGUCAACUCCUUUCCUUCGUGUAUCGUACUGAAGUGCGGUGUGAAUGGCGGCGUGAAGUUUCUAGGGUAUUAACGAGAAUGCGCAAGAAGUGCAAAAGGUGAUAAGUGUGUACGAUACGUGUGCAUAUGUAUGUGAUGAGUGAAAGAGAGAAAGAAAGAAAAUUGUCGCAAAUUUGUAGUAAAUUAAAAUUUUGCAAAAAUCCCCGCUGUAUCAUUAACGUAUCUUAAUACCAGUAGCGUAAUUUUACUGAAUCUACGUCUUAGUCUAUCGACACGAUGUACGUAUGCGUCACGCGAUUCAGAGGAACAAUGAUAUUUAAAUUAAUGGAAUGUAAUAAUCGAAUAUAACAUAUGGAUUUCAUGAAGAUCUUACACCCGAUAUUCUCUCAAGCAUUAAAAAAAACGACAAAACGCGUUUCGGAGAACGAGUGCUGUCAAUUUAAAGCAUGAGAUAUCCCAGAGAGAAAAAUCCGUAGUGUAUUAUUGAAAUUCCGCCGAAAAAAAAAGUAAAAACACUGAAAUUCCUUGAUGCUAUUUUUAUAAUAUAUAAUGAUGAUG
Molecule: messenger RNA, 5163 nt
Organism: Wasmannia auropunctata (little fire ant)
Lineage: Eukaryota; Metazoa; Arthropoda; Insecta; Hymenoptera; Formicidae
Product: prominin-like protein
Exons: 14
Coding region: 92-2434 (780 amino acids)
Cellular component (GO): membrane
Source: RefSeq, a predicted model, not a curated record